Molecule: messenger RNA, 1518 nt
Organism: Thelazia callipaeda (thelaziosis nematode)
Lineage: Eukaryota; Metazoa; Nematoda; Chromadorea; Rhabditida; Thelaziidae
Source: the annotation of a GenBank genome assembly
AUGAUUAUUUUAAUGACGUCAUUUCGUGUUACAUUCAACGAUGAUGCUUUUCGGACUUAUAUUUUUUUGAAGUGUCUUUCAGAUGAUGAUUUAAGCGACGAAGAUUCGAACGUUUGUGCGAUUUGUUUAGAUAGUUAUACGAUUUCUGGUCCCCACAGAAUUGUAUGUCUUAAAUGUGGGCAUUUGUUUGGGCAGUCCUGCAUCGAGCGAUGGAUUCGAACUGAAAAAUAUUCCAAAUGUCCUCAGUGUAAAGCUAAAGCAAGGCUUUCUGAUAUACGUCAUAUUUACGCACGAGCUGUGAAGGCGGUUGAUACAACCGAACUGGAGCAGUUGAAGCAUGUAAAUGAAGCAUAUAAAGUUGAGAAUGAUAAUUUACGUUUAGAAAAUCAACAGUUAAAAGAGAAAAUUGUUGACGUGGAAAACUGUAAUUCAUACAAAGCUGAAAUUGAAAAAUUGACCAUCGAGAACGCAAAGUUAAGAGCAAGGAUUGCCUUAAAAACUGAUGGCAAUACAAAUGAAUUGUCGACAUCUACUGCCAAAGGAGCUACAUCCUCUUAUUUUUCACUGGUCGCAGGUCCUGUUGUCUCUGUAUCAACUCAGGCUGGUUCCCGUUCAUUAGAUGCAAAUGGCAAAUUUUUCGUGGUGACUUGCAAAAUCCGAAACGAUAUCUUUAUGCCUUACGGACUCAAAUUGAUUACAAUGGAUGGUCGUGAAGAUGUAAUCGUUCCAGUGCAUAGCAGUAAACCUCGUUGUUGUAGAUUUUCACCCUUUGAUGAUCAACUAGUACUUUCAACUGGAGAGGAUAGCACAGUUUGUGUUGCAAGCUUCAUUACUAUGAGAAUCGAACAUCGCAUCCCACUCCCAACUUUUGGCUGGUGCUGUUGUUGGUUGUCUAAAGAUGAAGUAGCUGUAGGUCUCAUUAGUGGUAGAGUUCUGAAAUUCAAUCUUCGUGAUCCAACUAUUGAUCCAUUUGAUAUAACCUGCAAUAGAGCUCGUUUCCCUAUCAUAAAUCUCGAAUUCUAUCCAAAACAGUCUUUGCUGUUUGUAACCUCGUUAAGAGAGUGUGUACUUUAUCUUCAUCAGCAGCCACAUGUUUUGGUAUCAGACCAGGGCUCUAUAAAUUCAUUCUGCUACGAUGAACGUAGUGGUAAAGUGAUGCUAACAUUUGCUCCCAGCCAGCACCAUCAAACAGUAACUCACGUCUUGUACUCCUUAGAUUUGACGGGCGAACAAAAAAAACUUAAACACAUCCAUACUUAUCGUAGCGAUUCAGUAAAACUUACUCGUGUCGUAAGAAGUGCUGUUUGGGAUAGUUCUUAUGGCCCAAUAGCUGCCAUUUAUGAUGAAGCUAAUUCAGAUAUGAUUCUCUAUGACUGGACACGCCGUUGUCCAGCAAUUGUGAAACGUAUCCCUAGCGCGGUUGUUGACAUCAGAGAAGUCACAGCCUGUGACUUAAGAAAUUUUCUUCUUGGAUGCUUAAGUGAGACGACACUUUAUCUGUUUGAAGCACGAUGUUAA